AUGUCUGGCCAGGCGUUUGCAAACGAUGCGACCGCCUCGCUCGCACAUGCAUCAGAGCCUCGCCUGGACCUGGACCUGGACCUGAACUCGGAAACCCCCUCCAUCAAUGCCACGACAUGGAGUGACCCGCCCAUCAACAGCAGCAGCAGCAGCAGCGCACCCAACCCCAUCGACCCUCUUCUGUUUGCUGACGAGGUCGAGGUGGACGUCGACGUCGCCCAGCAUGCCGUAGACGACGCAGAGUCCGCCUCGGACGACGCAGAAUCCUACGUCAGCGACCUUGACAUGUUCCCUGACCCCUCUGACGAUGAGGAGGACAUCGUAGCACCAGCACUCGCACCAGCACCCGCACCCGCCUCCGCAUCUACCCUCGCCGAAGCCCAAGCUCUCAUCUUCGCCGCGGCGACGGAGACGGAGACGGUGGCGGAUGACGCGGCAGACUCCGACGACGCCGACAUGACCAUCUACGCCGCCUCAGACCGGCCUUCCGUGGACGUCACUGAGGAUAGCGCCACGGAUGCCGACAGCCUGAUGACGGGCACUGACAACCAAUCCAUCCUCACAAUUGAUGCUUCCUCAUCACAGCAUGAUGGACGAGCCCCGUCGACGAGAACCAUCGAGACUUCGGAUCUCCAGCUCGCCUUUCAGCAGCGUUUUGGCCGCACCUAUCCAUCAAGAGACUAUAUCCUGCCUAAUGACUGGGUCAUUGGCGUCGACCUAAGCCCUAUACAACUGACUGCUGUGCCACCCAAUCUCUGGUACGAAAUCUUCGACCUGGAGCAACCCUGGCCGUGGAGGGAGCUUUACGACUUCAUCUUCUUCCGUCACAUGAACACCGCCUUUGCCGACUGGGUCGCAAUUUUUGAAAAGGCUCUCGGUCACCUCGAGCCCGGCGGCUACAUUGAACUCCAGGACAACUCCUUCCCCAUCAUGUGCGACGACGACACCAUGGCCCCCGACAGCGCCAUCGCGCGCUGGUCCACGCUCCUGAUGGAGGCCACGGAGCUCAUGGGCCGCCCCUGCGACGCCCCCUCGCGCUUCAAGCAGCUGCUCGACCUCGCCGGCUUCGAGGCCAUUGUCGAGGAGAAGACCGUCUGGCCCAUCGGACCCUGGGACGUGGACCACCCCCGCGAAAAGGAGAUUGGCAUCUGGUGUCGCGAGAACUGCCUGGAGGCGCUCGAGGCCUCGACAAUGCACCUCUUUACGCAGUUCUUGCACUGGUCCCAGGAGGACACGCGCGAUUUUUGCGACGAGGUCGAGAGGGAGAUUCGCGGGGGCAGUGUGCAUGCUUAUUUUACCGUGUAUUGCGUCUAUGGGAGGAAGCCCUACGCCUGA
Molecule: messenger RNA, 1335 nt
Organism: Colletotrichum paranaense
Lineage: Eukaryota; Fungi; Ascomycota; Sordariomycetes; Glomerellales; Glomerellaceae
Product: methyltransferase domain-containing protein
Exons: 7
Coding region: 1-1335 (444 amino acids)
Source: RefSeq, a predicted model, not a curated record